This is a messenger RNA of Cyprinus carpio (common carp), 4405 nucleotides long. Its product is annotated as zinc finger MIZ domain-containing protein 1-like. The coding region runs from base 257 to 3211 and encodes 984 amino acids. The transcript has 23 exons. NCBI's taxonomy places the organism in Eukaryota, Metazoa, Chordata, Actinopteri, Cypriniformes, Cyprinidae. Gene Ontology annotation, molecular function: SUMO ligase activity; zinc ion binding. Gene Ontology annotation, biological process: regulation of transcription by RNA polymerase II; protein sumoylation. The record is from RefSeq and is a predicted model, not a curated record.
CUUCCGCCCGCAGCGUGUCUGUGGAAACAGAAAGAGCUGGAUGUAAUGUGACACUGGAGCCGAGAGAUCAUGAGAGAACACACCACACUUCAGCAGCGCCGCGGAUAAUAUCACUCCUCCACCGGCGGGAUUUAACCGGUCAGAUGAGCAACUGAUGGAUUCGUAGCAUCUUCCUGUUCGGUCCUGUGGACGCAGAACAUACGCAGGGUCUGAUUGUUGGAUGGCCGGGCGGUAGGGUCAGAGACGGUCCGGCAGGAUGAAUUCUUUCCCGUCCAUGGACAGACACAUCCAGCAAACCAACGACCGCCUCCACUGCAUCAAACAGCACCUGCAAAAUCCAGCAAACUUCCAGACGGCGGCGACGGAGCUGUUGGACUGGUGUGGAGAUCCGCGAGCGUUUCAGCGGCCCUUUGAGCAAAGCCUGAUGGGAUGCCUAACGGUGGUGAGUCGCGUCGCAGGUCAGCAGGGUUAUGACAUGGAUCUGGGGUAUCGGCUGCUGGCCGUUUGUGCUGCAAACAGAGACAAAUUCACCCCCAAAUCAGCAGCGUUGCUGUCCUCGUGGUGUGAGGAUCUGGGUCGACUUCUACUGCUGCGUCAUCAGAAAAGCAGACAACCCGAUCCAUCUGUGGGCAAGAACCCGAUGCAGGCCAACAUCAACAACAUGAAACCGGCUCUAUCACACGGUGAUGCAUCAUUUCAAUAUGACUCCGUCUCCUGGCAACAAAACACCAAUCAGCCGCCGGGUUCUGUUUCCGUGGUGACCACCGUAUGGGGUGUGACCAAUACAUCACAGAGUCAGGUGUUGGGGAACCCCAUGAUGAACCCAAACAGUCACAUGAACCCUAUGACGGGAGGUAAUGGAGGUAUGAACCCUGGACAGUUUACUGGACACCAGCAGUUUUCCUCCAAGGCCAAUCCAAACCAGGCCUACAUGCAGCCGGGGAUGUACGGGAGAUCCAGCUACCCUGGAGGAGGAGGAUUCGGGAACAGUUAUGGGGGCGGUCCUAACCACACUGGUGGGAUGGGCCUGCCUGCACAGACACGCCCCCCUUCUGACUUCAGCCAACCAGCGGCCGCCGCCGCAGCUGCUGCUGUGGCUGCUGCCGCUGCUACAGCGACCGCUACAGCCACGGCAACGGUUGCCGCGCUACAGGAGACGCAACACAAGGACAUGAGCCAAUACGGUCCGAUGUGUUCCUCCUUUCAAAUGGGACCAAACCAGGCUUACAGCACUCCGUUUGUGAAUCAGCCCGGCCCCCGGGGGCCCCCUGCCCACCCUGGGGCCAUGAACGUGGGGCCGCCUCGGGGGCCGUACGGGGAUCAGAGGAUGCCCCAGCAGGGCUACGGGCCACGGCCAGUGCAGGGGGUGAAGAGACCGUAUCCUGGAGAGGGGAGCUACGGGCCGCAGUACGGACCAAACAGUCCGUUCUCCUCUCAGCAGGGUCAGUAUCCGAACCCUGCCCCCAGCAGAGGCCUCUCCUCACCUCAGAGACAGUACCAGAAGACCGGCAUGGGUGGGGAACCCAGCAAUAACUUCAGCACGGGAAACUUUCAUUACAGUGUGCCUCCGCGGUCGAUGGGAAGUUACCCUCACUCUCCGUUGCCGGGUGACCCCACGCCCCCCGUGACCCCAGGAAGUAAUAUGCCACCGUAUCUGUCACCAAACCAGGACAUGAAGCCCCCGUUUCCUCCUGAUAUCAAACCCAACAUUACUGCACUGCCGCCUCCUCCAGGUAACCCUAACGAGGAGCUCCGGCUGAAUUUCCCGGUUCGGGACGGUGUGGUUCUGGAGCCGUUCAGACUGGAGCACAACCUGGCCGUCAGUAAUCACAUCUUCCACCUGCGGCCCACCGUCCACCAGACGCUCAUGUGGAGGUCUGAUCUGGAGCUUCAGUUCAAGUGUUAUCAUCAUGAAGACAGACAGACGUACACGAACUGGCCGGCGUCGGUGCAGGUCAGCGUCAACGCCACACCGCUCACCAUCGAGCGCGGAGACAACAAGACUUCCCACAAACCCCUGCACCUGAAGCACGUGUGUCAGCCGGGCCGAAACACCAUCCAGAUCACAGUGACGGCCUGCUGCUGUUCGCACCUGUUUGUCCUGCAGCUGGUUCACCGGCCGUCGGUUCGAUCGGUGCUGCAGGGUUUACUGAGGAAGAGACUCCUCACCGCAGAACACUGCAUCGCUAAAGUGAAGAGGAGCUUCAGUAGCGUGGCUGUGUCUGUCGGUGAUGAUGGGGUGGAGCAGACGGCCAUCAGAAUCUCUCUAAAAUGUCCAAUCACGUUCAGGCGCAUUCAGCUGCCGGCGAGAGGCCACGACUGCAAACACGUGCAGUGCUUUGACCUGGAGUCCUAUCUGGAGCUGAACUGUGAGCGGGGCACAUGGAGAUGUCCGGUGUGCAAUAAAGCGGCUCUGUUAGAAGGUCUGGAGGUGGAUCAGUACAUGUGGGGGGUCUUGAACGCUCUCCAGAACUCAGAGUUCGAGGAGGUCACGAUAGACCCGUCGUGCAGCUGGAGGCCGGUGCAGAUCAAAUCUGAGCCGCACAUAAAGGAAGAUCCGGACGGGUUGAUGUCCAAGCGCUUCAAAACCACGAGCCCCAGUCAGAUGGUGCUGCCCAACGUGAUGGACAUGAUCUCUCAGCUCGGCCCGGGGGCGUCUCCGUACCCCAACCAGAACCUCCAGCAGCAGAACAGCAGCGCUAACCAGUACAACAGUCCAGGCAACAGUUUCCAGGGCCACAGCAAGUUUGGUGACUAUCCCCAUGGCAACGCUGCAGCAUCAUCAUCAUCAGUGAGUGAGUUCGUUCAGGGGCCGCACCUGUCUCACCCCCCCGGUGACCUUUCGACCUCUGAGAGCCUGACCCACACGCUACACGACAGCACGCCUCACCCCCUCAACACAGAGCAAUCCCACAAUCCCCUGCAGCACAGCAUGCAGAUGUUACAUCACAGCGGCCCGCCCCGAGCCUGCAGACCGCCGCCCAGCCAGCAGAGCUCCGCCCCCAGCAGCCACAUGCACCCAGACAUGACCUUUAACCCCGGGCCCAACCUGGAGGGUCAGUGUGGGGGUCAGAGCGGCGCAGACAUACGCGAGGCCUCCUUAGAUCUGCUGCCAGAGCUGAUGAAUCCAGACGAUCUUCUGUCGUACCUGGAUCCUCCAGACCUUCCCAGCAGCAACGACGACCUGCUGUCUCUCUUUGAGAAUAACUGAGACGUCAAACCCUCCAUAUCUGACAAACAGAAAUGCACUUACCGUCACUUCCUCUUCCUGUACAGACUACAGAUUUCAAAACCAGCAUGAACAGAUGGACGGACACCGACAAUAACCAAUAUUUCUGCUUCCAGAUACCUUGUUUUUAUCUGUCAGAAGGACAGAGAGCGUUUCGAAUAUCACUCAAUGUUUUUAAAACAUUAGUUAGAGCUGAAUUCAGUCUUUUCUACCACAUGAGAGUGAAACCAGUGUGGUAGCGUUUUUCUACUUGCUUUGAUUUUGAUACGAAGAACCACACAAACAUCCGUCCGCUGUCAUACUGUCUUCAUGUUACUCCUCCAUGUUUGUGUUCAUCAUUUUAAUGUUCAGCAGCGAUUCAGUGGCGAUUCUCAGACGUUCAAUAUAAGCACAGCUCUUAUUCAAAACAAAUCACAUUGUUUGGAAAUGUAAAGGGAAAAAGUGGAAAUCAAGCUCCAGCCGUGCAGUUAUCCGUCUAGUUCACUACGGUGUUAUUUUUGAGAAGCUCUUGUAAAUAUUUGUGAACGCAUUUGUUCUGAUUGGUCUUCCAUGUUUAUUCUGUCUGUGAGUAUUUGUUAUAAGAGUGUGAGAAAGACAUGGGCUGUGUUCAGAAUGCAAUACUAUACUGAACUAUACUGCAUACUACAGUAUUUUAUAUAUUGGCAAUGAAACAUAUUUACACAAAAGGUUGGGGUCUGUAAGGUUUCUUAAAGUUUUUGAAAGAAAUCUCCUCUGUUCACCAAGGAAGACCAUUUCUGCCGCAUAAGAAAAAAAAAUGCAUUGUUAAGUCAAAAAAUAAAAUUAUGACAUAUGGCAAUUAUGAGAUAAAAGAAAUUAUGAUGUCAUAAUUAUGAGAUAAAAAGUUGGAAUUAUGCCGAAGUCAUAAUUAUGAGAUAAACCAUGUGUAAUAAUGAUGUCAUAAUUAUGGGAUGAAAGUCAAAAUUAUGACAUAAGUCAUAAAUAUGAGAUAAAAUGUUUAAAUUAUGACUUGUCAUAAUUCUGAGAUAAAAAGUCAAAGUUAUGACAUACUAAGUUAAAAUGAUGACAUAAGUCAUAAUUAUGAGGAAAAGUCAAAAUUAUGUCAUCAUUAUGAGAUAAAAUGUCUAAUUUAUGACAAGUGAAUUAUGAGAUAAGUUGAAAUUAUAUCAUAAGAUAAAAUUUAAAAAUUAUGAGAUA